AUGUUGGUCAAAAUAUACUUUUACAUAAAAUACGAAUUAAACAAAAUUCUUCAGCGAUUAAAAAUAUUAACCAAAAUGUCUUCAGAUUAUGAAAUAAUAGCGUUGUUAUCAGCAAUUUUAAAAUAUUUCCAUCAAAUCGGUGGACCAAUUUUAAUGAUUAUCGGAAGUGUUAGUUGUAUUUUGAAUUUAUGUGUUUUUGGUAGAAAAAGUUUACGGAAAAAUCCAUGCACAAUAUAUUUAAUAGCAACAAAUAUUAACGGUUUACUCUUAAUCUAUACAUCAACAUUAUAUAUGACAUUAGCAUUUGGUUAUUCAAUUGAUCCAACAGCUUAUAAUGUCGUAUUUUGUCGUUUUCGUUUUUAUACAAUGUUUCUUUUUGAAAUCUUAUCUCCAUGCUAUCUCAUAUUAGCUUCUAUUGAUCGUGUAUUGAUUACAUCACAAAGUGCCUUAACAAGACGAAAGAGUACUAAUCGUCUUGCUUAUGUUUCGAUAACUAUUGUCACUAUAUUCUGGUCAAUAGUUCAUUGUCAUUCAUUUAUUUUCAUGAAUCUUGUAUCAUUUGCUCCAGGCUUUUCUGCUUGCUUUUUUCAGCCUGCUUCAUAUUUAUUAGUGAUGAGUUAUUAUCCACUGGUUGUUAAAGUGUUUCUCAUCCCUUGUUUGAUGAUCACGUUUGGUUUAUAUACAGUGAGAAAUAUUCGAAAGGUAAACAAAACUGCUCCGACUCUGUUGAUACACAGUGCAACAACAGCAAAUGGAAAUUCGCGUAUUGUUCGAUCAAAGGAUCAACAACUUAUUAAAAUUCUAUUGAUGGAUAUAACUGUUUAUAUUGUAUUCAACUUAAUACAAUCUGUUAUUGUUAUUUAUCAACAAAUUGGUCAAAAUCAACCACAUACUAUUUUGCAAUCUCAAAUAGGAGGAUUUAUUUUUAUUCUUGCUCUCACAUGCUCACCAAUUCCAUUCUAUAUUGGAUGUUAUACGAAUCUAAUUGUAUCAAAAACUUUUCGACAAGAAAUGAAAAAUAUUCUGAUGCUCAGAUGA
Adineta ricciae is the source of this 1038-nucleotide messenger RNA. The record is from the annotation of a GenBank genome assembly. Lineage: Eukaryota; Metazoa; Rotifera; Eurotatoria; Adinetida; Adinetidae.